AGAACACCUUUUUUUGAUCGAUAUCUUUUCCUUUUGGAUUAAGUUUUUCUUUUUACCUUUUUUUUUCGUAAAAUGUCAGUAGCUAAUAAUGUUCGACGCAGAAUAUCAAAGAUACCACUAUAUCAACGGAUAUUGCCCUGUACAGACGUAGAAACGUAUCAGCUAAAUGAUGAAGCCUUUCAUAUCAUCAUUCUAUGUUUUAGCUUUUUCCAAUUAACAGCGAAACAGUUGGGGACACCAUAUUGAUAAACCCCGAGGGCUCUAUGAAAGGAACAUCUAAAAGGAUGCUCGGCUAUUUCAGAGAUGUCAAUCUUUACUUUUUCUUCUUUUUUGGUGUUUCAUAAACGGAAUAAACCACAUGAAAGGGUUCAGCUCUGUUGGAAAGCUGCUCCAAAUGGCUCUUUUGAAAGCUCUAUGAUCAUAAUUUGAAUUCAUCAGGUAUAAAAAUUGUUGUCGUUUUGAUAACGCUAUCUAUCUUCAAUCCCUCGCAGAAGGAAGCGAGUGCGAGGAGUUUCCAAAUCUUCCCAAGAGAUUAAUUGAAGUUCACCAAAGGGCGUACGAAACGCACACCGACAUCUCUCCAACUCUCACUCGAGGAAAGGCACAGGUAAUAGUCUCGUUUUAAAGUCUCACAAGGUAAGGGCGAAGGAACAUGUCGACCGAACUUUUACAGAAUUGCUCUACAACACAUUGUGGAAGCACAACAUAUAACUCAAAUGUAACAAGCUCUGCUCAGACACAUACCCUCGAAAAUUAUACUACGGCAAGGCUGGAAGAGGCAGAUAUGCCCCUCAAAGAGGUGUUAAAACUAAGUGUAGAAUUGUUAAUUGCUUUGUUCGGUGUAGUUGGUAACGUCUUCGUGACAAUCAUCAUUAGUAAAAUGGGCAAGAAAACAGGAGUGGAUCUCUAUCUUCUUAACUUGGCCAUUGCAGAUCUCAGCUACCUGUUGUUAGCAUUGCCUAUAGGAAUAAUCAAACAGAAACUUCCAUUUAAAUGGCCUCUUGGAAAAUUUUUUUGCCUGCUCCUGUGUCCUUUCACUGACGCAACCAUCGGAUCAUCUAUAUGGUUUAUUGCAAUUAUUGCCAUUCAAAGAUAUAGAAAGGUCCUCGCUCUUCAAGCCAAACGCAGUGACGAAAAAAACACUUCCCUAAGAACGGAUAAAAUCGUAGUCGGGUUUGUGUGGGUGACGUCGUACUGCUUCUUUUCUAUUCCACUCAACAUUGUUUACAGAUAUCUGGAGAACGACCAAAUGAAGUAUUGUGGUCCAGUUUGGCCUCACUGGGAUAAAACGCGUAUUUUAUUGCGCACGUAUAUCGCUGCUUUAACGUUGCUCUCUUAUAUAUUGCCACUUUCUGUGAUAGCACUGACUUAUAUUGGGAUAGCACGCAGAAUUUCUCGCAGCACCAAAUUUCUGAAGGACAUGAAAAUGAAACAAAACGGCGAUUCACAAUCAAGUGAUAAAGUUUUACGUUGGUCCAGAGUUGAGGCAGAGCGACUUCAGCAGAACAAACGAGUGAGGAAAGUCUUAACGCCUUUAGUUUUGAUGUUUGCCAUAACCAUGCUUCCUUUAAAUGCGAUGCGUAUUGUACUUGCUUCCUGGCCAGUGGUCGUCGAUCAUAGAUACUAUAAUGAUACCAUAUUCGUCCUUGUGUUAUUUGUUGCGAUCAAUUCGUCUGCAAAUCCUGUGAUCUAUUCACUGGUCAACAAAAACUUCCGCAAGGCACUGAAGGAACUAACACCUCGCCGACUACCUUGUUCCUUUAAUUUUUUGUCACGUUCAUGGCAACCUACUCAGCUAUCCCAUAAUCAGAUGCCCGCUUUUUACAUAAAUAAAACUUUUAAGACGUCGGAAUCGGCGAUUCCGAGUGCAACGUCGCAGAUUUCACUGUUGGAACACUUCUCACUUAAAACUGUCAGAAGCAGCACGUCUGCAAUCACCACACCUUAGUAGGAUCGAGGACCACGGCAAUGCAGAGAAUGGCGGCAAAAGAAAAAAGACUUUUGAUGUGUUCUGUUUGCAUAAGAACUGCUUUAAUCUGGCUGCUAAAGACAUAUUUCUAUGCCAUUCAUUUAGCAUCUGCCAUUUGCAUAGCUGUCGAUUAUGUGUCACGGUUCUGCUUGGUUCCAAAUUUUAUUCCCUCGAACGCAGGCACUGUUCUGAUCAUUGAAAAUUAGGUACCAUGCGCUUUUUCACCGAGAAGGAUUUUUUUUCUGUUGAUGGAUUCUUGCCAGCGAGCAACCAACCUUGUAGCAUAAUGCCUCAAAACACUAAGACACACGAAACUGACCUUUCGUUUAGCCGACCUACUUUCACCGAGGAUCGAUUUUCAAUCGCAAACUAUGUUGAAAAUGCUAAGGAGCCCCUUGGCGACCAAUGGUAGUAGUUGUAGUCGUAGUAGUAGUAGUAGUAGUAGUAGUAGUAGCAGUAAUAGUAGUAGUAGUAUAGUAAAAGCAGUAAUGGUAGCGUUAGUAGUUGUAGUUGUUGUCCUUGUAAUUUUUAUUUUGUGUUGUCGUUAGUUGUUCUUGGUCAGACAUAUGCUCCUUCAUUGAGCUUUGGCAAAAGUAAAUGUGUCUACGCCACCAAUAAGGAUGAACAUGUGGCUUCGCGUUUAAUUUCAAAGUUUAAAACGCUUCUUUCCAUAAUUUUGUUCAAAGAAAUCAAGAUUAUCAAAAUUAUUUUAGUUUCAAUUAACCCAUUUUUAAAUCACCGGUAAUCCUUGCAGUGUGCUUGGCUCGUUCUAUCGCUUGCUCUAAAUCGCAUUGUGUUUCCUCCAACCUAUGCAUGUGUGAACGAAAUAUUGAAAAAGAGAAGCAAAUCAGAUUUCAAAACUUUUUUUUCCAAAAAAUGGGUGAAUUUAACUUCCGGCUCCUCUUUUUUUAACAAUCAGGCUCAGUGCUGGAUCAAAGGAAUAUUGAAACUAACUAAAAAUCCUAUUUGGGAGAUAGAACUUUGCGAUUUCAAAAUGGCUGUAGUGAUAAUUGCACUUCUCGCGAUGUAAUAUCGCCUUUGUAUAAGAUAGUUAAGACUAAUCCCCUAACAGUAUCCGGCGAGACGUUUUAGAAUUAUUGUGCGAAAAAAUGGCAUUUUGUUUGGAAUGAAUGGUUACAAAGUGCCGUCGUAAGUUGUCCUUGGAAAACCUUAAUUCCACCUAAAUUAAAAAGAUAACAGUAAGUUACUAUUUGCUAAUUAACUGUAUUCAAAUGUACCGGCUUAUCAGACUAAAUCCUUGGCAAGAAGUGACAUUAGUAGAACUGCUCCGGUGAUUAUUGAGAUACGCGCACUUUGAUUGGUCGCUGAUUGCGUCAUAUGUCGCUUUAAUCACCUCGCACGAGGUUAUUAGAACAAAGGCGCUAAAUUUCAAAAUGGCUGCCUCACGUUUUUUUGGAAGAAAAUAUCAUUCUGAAACGCAAAAAAAGAUGCUAACAAGUUUGGCGUAACAGUUUUCAACAGAAAGAUAUGAUUUUUUUUGCAGGUGGAAUGAAUGAACCUGUAAAAUUCCAGUGGAAACUGGCCGCUUAUCUUGAUACGAGUAAUCCAAACAAUGGUAAAAAAAUUUACAAUUUUAAAUUUUCUUAGGCGAGUCUAAAACAGAAUUCGAAAGCAUCUCAGCAAUUAUACUAAAACAGUUAUUCGCCUCAGGCUCAGUGAAUAUUGUUGAAUAAUCCCCUCGACUUCGUCUCGGUUAUUAUUCAACAAUAUUCACCGAGCCUGAGGCGAAUAAUUGCUAAAUAAUACUAUGUAAAAAAAAUAAUGCUAUGGAGUUUGUAGAGGUUAUACUGAAGUUACAAUUUUAAUUAUGAAGAACGAUCUUGUGACGCUUUGAACUAUUAGUUAAUGUUCAGUAACAUUUGUAGUGGUAAGGUAAGACAUUAUGAAAGCCUACUAAAGCUAUUGUUGUUGACACGUGAUUUAACUCUUUCCAUUCAACGGAGUUAUAAAUUAGCUUCCUGUACUUCGUUUACCGUGAACAAACAACUCCUUUAGCACAGACAAUGCAGUACAGUUAACUGUAGGUUGACUUUUACAUGACUGUGACAAGGAAGCUGACCA
This is a messenger RNA of Pocillopora damicornis (cauliflower coral), 4051 nucleotides long. Its product is annotated as galanin receptor type 1. Gene Ontology annotation, molecular function: G protein-coupled receptor activity. NCBI's taxonomy places the organism in Eukaryota, Metazoa, Cnidaria, Anthozoa, Scleractinia, Pocilloporidae. The record is from RefSeq and is a predicted model, not a curated record. Gene Ontology annotation, biological process: G protein-coupled receptor signaling pathway. Gene Ontology annotation, cellular component: membrane.